GCGAGAACAUCAGCAACAUCCAGAAGGCCAUCGGGGCGAGGAUGCUCGCGGUACGCGGUGAGGGCCUCGACAACAACCAGACGGGCUACGACCGGCUGCACUUCGUGUGCAAGGGCGACGCCGACUGCGCCUCGAAGCUGCAGCCAGCCCUGGAGCGGGCGGUGGCGGAGAUCCACGCGCGCGUGACCGAGAG
Molecule: messenger RNA, 193 nt
Organism: Prorocentrum cordatum
Lineage: Eukaryota; Dinophyceae; Prorocentrales; Prorocentraceae
Source: the annotation of a GenBank genome assembly